Molecule: messenger RNA, 1032 nt
Organism: Lodderomyces beijingensis
Lineage: Eukaryota; Fungi; Ascomycota; Pichiomycetes; Serinales; Debaryomycetaceae
Source: the annotation of a GenBank genome assembly
AUGCAUGUGGGAUAUACCAAGCAAAGCAUGCCGAAGGAAACACUGGCGAUAACGUUGGCACUAUGUGUUUUGGGGCUAUAUAGCACAUUCUUGACGUGGUCAGUGUUGCAGGAAAGGAUCAACACCAAACCCUAUGGAGCCAACGAGUAUUUCAAAGCACCCUUGAUUGUCAAUAUCGUUCAGGCGUUUCUUGCAUCCAUAGUUGGGUACAUCUACGCUAGAGUCUCCACAGGGUCAUCUCCGUUUGACGCUUUCACCCAGAACGGCAACAAGGGGCUCCACGUGUUUGGCUCAUUGGCACUUGUGUCGCUCUGCUCGAGCGUUUCGUCUCCCAUUGGCUAUAAAUCAUUAGCGCAUUUGGACUACUUGGCGUUUCUUUUGGCCAAGUCGUGCAAGCUUAUCCCCGUCAUGUUUGUGCAUUUCAUGCUUUACAGGACGCGGUUCCCCGUUUACAAAUACGUUGUAGCGGCGCUGGUCACGGUGGGGGUCACCAUGUUUACGCUUGCGCAUACAAAGGAGAAGAAAACGGUCAAUGACGGCAACACGGCGUUGGGGCUCGCAUAUUUGAUCGGGAGCAUGCUCCUCGAUGGACUCACAAACUCAACGCAGGACCAGCUUUUCAAGCUUCCGCUAGCAAAGAAACUCACGGGGGCAAGUCUCAUGUGCACGUUGAAUUUGUUCGUGUUUUUAAUGACGACGACGUAUACGUUGGUGUUCCAGUGCGGCGAGUUCAACGACACGCUUGCGUUUGCAAAGAAAUACCCCGAGCUAGUUUACGAUAUUACGGUAUUUGCAGGAUGCGGCGCCAUUGGCCAGGUUUUCAUCUUUAUCAUUUUGGAAAAGUUCAAUUCCAUAAUUUUGAUCACGGCUACGGUCACGAGAAAGAUGCUCAGUAUGAUUUUGAGUGUUGUUUUGUUUGGCCAUCACCUUAACGUGAGGCAAUGGGCAGGCGUCGGUUUAGUGUUUGGCGGAAUUGGGUUUGAAGCUUUUGUCAAGUUUCAACAGAAGAAGCAGAAAGUAAAGGCGGAGUGA